AUCACCGAUAUUCGUUUCGUUUCAUUCAUUUCUUUUCAUACAACAAAAUAAUAAACCUUCUGCUUCGCUUGAGGAAAGAAUUUCAUCUGCGGCUUCUUUCAACUUUCUCAAUUUUCUCAUCGUUGAGAAGUACAUACAUAUAAAGAGAAUCUAAUCGAUUUCAGAUAUCAGUGUCGUUAUGGAGCUGCUUGAUGUCAUGAAGAACUUAACUAUCAAACAUCCAGAAAAAGACAGUCAACAGUUGCUAUUCAAAUCAAUCGCUGCAGAUAUUGACGAUGUGCCCACGGAAGUAGUUCUUGCCGAGUACACAGAUAAAACAUUGCUCAUAUUAUCACAAUACCAAAAAAUUGGCAGCAUGUUAACAGUACAGAAAGAUGAAGUGCAUAAUCCCCUUGGGAGUAGUGAUAUUUAUACAACAAACGUUAUUUUUGGUGCUACAGGAGAGGAGCAACAAGUAUCAGCAAGGUUCCUGGCAGAGGCCAUCAAAAUAACCAAACCACUGAACAUCUUCAUCAACCUGAGGUCCUAUGACAUUGAGACUUUAAAGGCCUGUGUGGAUAUCAUACAAGAUCUUAGGAGGGAUCAGGGUAAUUAGAAUGUCUUUAACAAGCAUUAAGAGAUUUAAGCCUGUCCACAAGUAUUAUGGUCAACUGGUGUUGGGUCCGCCUGGUGCGGGCAAGACAACAUAUUGCUGUAAAAUGUCUCAGUUGUUGCGUAAGUUAGGAAGAAAAGUGGUGAUUGUCAACUUAGACCCUGCUAAUGAACUUAUGUCUUAUGAGCCAGAUAUAGACAUCAGACAACUCAUAGUCCUUGAAGAAGUUAUGGAUCAGUACAACUUGGGACCUAAUGGAGCAUUACUGUAUUGCAUGGAAUUUUUAGAGCAAAACAUAGACUGGCUGUUAAAUCAAAUUGAAGGAGAAAACUCAACUAAUUUCAUAUUUGAUAUGCCUGGACAGGUAGAAUUGUACUGCCACCAUAAAAGCCUACCAAACAUAUUUUCCAAGUUAUCUGAACAAAGCAACCUUCAAUUGUGUGUUGUGCACUUGGUUGAUUCUCAUCACUGCUCAGAUGCAGGAAAAUUUAUCUCUGCAUUAAUGUUGUCAUUAAGUGCCAUGUUAAAAAUAGGACUUCCACAUAUUAAUUUGUUAACUAAGAUAGACCUUCUUAAGAAACACAUGGAUAAAUUGCAAUUUGGUAUAGACUUUUACACUGAUGUGUUGGAUCUAAACUAUUUAGUUGAUUGUCUAGAUACUGAUGCAUUUACUAAAAAGUACAAAAAAUUAAAUGAAGCUUUAGUUUCCAUAAUUGAAGAUUACAGUUUAGUAUCAUUUCAACUUGUGGACAUGUUGAAAGGCGAGAGUUUGGUCAAAGUGAAGAAUUUAGUUGAUAAGGCCAAUGGGCAUGUUUUCAAAGCGGAAGAGGGCAGGCACAUAAACAGUAUGUUAGCUUGUGCAAUGGGAGUUGGUGAAACAACAGAAAUAGAAUGAUUAUUGAAUAAAAUGUCUACUUCUUAAA
Molecule: messenger RNA, 1515 nt
Organism: Cydia splendana
Lineage: Eukaryota; Metazoa; Arthropoda; Insecta; Lepidoptera; Tortricidae
Product: GPN-loop GTPase 2
Exons: 2
Coding region: 597-1487 (296 amino acids)
Cellular component (GO): cytoplasm
Molecular function (GO): GTPase activity
Source: RefSeq, a predicted model, not a curated record